Panicum virgatum (switchgrass) is the source of this 2447-nucleotide messenger RNA. Its product is annotated as protein indeterminate-domain 16-like. The record is from RefSeq and is a predicted model, not a curated record. The transcript has 3 exons. Gene Ontology annotation, molecular function: DNA-binding transcription factor activity. Gene Ontology annotation, cellular component: nucleus. The coding region runs from base 583 to 2094 and encodes 503 amino acids. Lineage: Eukaryota; Viridiplantae; Streptophyta; Magnoliopsida; Poales; Poaceae.
ACCCUCCCUGCAUGAUGCAAUCCUAAAGAAAGCUGCUGAAACCUAAAGCUGGUAGAAAGCUGCCUCCCCUCCCCUCUCUCCCUUUGGUGUUGUCUGUGUAGCAGCAAAGCCAAAAAAACAACACUGCUCCUCCAAAGACCUUUUUCCAUCCCCUCAACUCUCUCUCUCAAAUUCAUUCCUAGCUGUACCCACAUCUCUCCCCACGGCCCUUUUCUUUUGUUUAUUCACAUCUCUCCUCCGCCCUCGCAUACUCUCAUCUGGUCCGGCGCGGCGAGCUCUAUAUGAUAGACAUCCCAUCCAGUGAUCUACCUUCCACCGGCCUCUGAGCUAGCUAGCUUACAUAGAGAUGCCCCGAUUCCGUUGGCCGCCCAUUCCCAUCGCCGGCCUGUGAAUUGUGAUCGCGAGCAACAACGAACACGAAGAGAGAUUUGCUCGCGGGUGAGAGAGAGGUCAGAGGAGAGGGGAUCGAUCGAUUCUUUGAUUAUUUCUUGAUUUGGUUGGGGUGGCAGGCAUUUUAAUUUGUCACCGAACCUAAGUGAAGGACGGCGGCGGCCGGUGCAGCAGUAGCAGUGCGGCGGCGCCAUGUUGAGUUCCUGCGCGCCGACGGCCCUGCCGCCUCCGGAGGCGGGAGCCGCGCCGCCGCCGGAGCCGCCGUUCCGGUCGCUGCAGAUCGCCGCCACGUCCAGCGCCAAGAAGAAGCGGCGGCCCGCCGGCACUCCUGACCCCGACGCGGAGGUGGUGUCGCUGUCGCCGCGGACGCUGCUGGAGUCGGACCGGUACGUGUGCGACAUCUGCGGGCAGGGGUUCCAGCGCGACCAGAACCUGCAGAUGCACCGGCGGCGGCACAAGGUGCCGUGGAAGCUGCUGAAGCGGGAGGCCGGCGAGGCGGCGCGGAAGCGGGUGUUCGUGUGCCCGGAGCCGAGCUGCCUCCACCACGACCCCGCCCACGCCCUCGGCGACCUCGUCGGCAUCAAGAAGCACUUCCGCCGCAAGCACAGCGGCCACCGCCAGUGGGCCUGCGCCCGCUGCUCCAAGGCCUACGCCGUCCACUCCGACUACAAGGCCCACCUCAAGACCUGCGGCACCCGCGGCCACACCUGCGACUGCGGCCGCGUCUUCUCCCGGGUGGAGAGCUUCAUCGAGCACCAGGACACGUGCAACGCCGGCCGGCAGCGGGCCGAGACGUCGUCCUCGCCGGCAAGCGGCGGCGCGUUCGGCGCGGCGGCCUCCACGUCGCGCCAGCAGCAGCGGCGCCAGAUGCACGCCACUGCGGCGGCGGCGGCGCUGUCGCGGACGGCGUCCAGCGCGAGCCCCUCCAGUGGCGGCGGCGGCGGCGACCUCGGGGUGAGCCCGGUCGCCUGGCCGCCUGGCGCGGCGAUGGCGAUGGCGAGCCCCACGGCGGCCGCCGCGGCGGCGUUCCACCGGUUCGACCCGGCGCUGUCGCCGCGCGACCGUCCCAGCGCCGGCCACAGCCUGGAGCUGCAGCUCAUGCCGCCGCGCGGGAUCUGCGGCGGCGCUCCUGCUGCUGCCGUCGGGUGCUGCGCGGCCCAGCAGCACUCGCCUGCUGUUGCUACGAGCCCCCACCUGGGCGCCGACCCCAUGCGGCUGCAGCUGUCGAUCGGGUUCGGCGGCGGCGGCGCGCGCGACGACAGCGAGAUGUCGGCGGCGGCGGCGAGGCUCAAGGAGGAGGCCCGGGAGCAGCUGCGGCUGGCGAUGGCGGAGAAGGCGACCGCCGACGAGGCCCGGGCGCAGGCGCGGCGGCAGGCGGAGCUGGCCGAGCAGGAGCUGGCGAGCGCGCGGCGCGUGCGGCAGCAGGCGCAGGCAGAGCUGGGCCGCGCGCACGCGCUCCGGGACCACGCCGUGCGCCAGGUGGACGCCACGCUGCUGCAGGUCACCUGCUACAGCUGCCGCUGCAAGUUCCGCGCGCGGGCGGCGGCCGGCGCCAUGAGCUCCGAGGUGGCCAGCUACGUCUCCUCCGUCGUCACCGAGGGCGGCGACGCCGAGGUCGACGACGACCACCACCGCCGCCGCCACCGGCAGCUCAUCAACGCCGACGACGCGCCGAGCCACGCUAGGAUGAUGGACCUCAACUAGCGGCCAGGCAGCUCGUACAUCAUGCCAUGCAAAUUAAGGACCAUUUGUUUUCUUUUUCUUCUUCUUCUUCUUCUGUUCUUCCCCGGCCAGCUCGCCCACUCCUUGUGGCUGUUGUUUUAGCCAUGGAUGAGGCUGUGCUAGCAGGUGAAUGGUGGUGUGAUUAGACGCGGUGAUGGGAUCUGCAGUGCAAGUAGCUCAUCUAGACUCCCAUGUCGGGAGAGUCUUGCUAGCUGCAGGCCGGGCAAGUGAAGCUAAGAGAGGGGUCGUCUAAGCUAAUCCCGACGUUCAUGGAAUCUUUCGCUUGUUUGCUUGCUGUUGGAGUUUCUUACAAUAACAUUUGUUCGAUCGAUCUA